This is a messenger RNA of Closterium sp. Yama58-4, 2169 nucleotides long. The record is from the annotation of a GenBank genome assembly. Lineage: Eukaryota; Viridiplantae; Streptophyta; Zygnematophyceae; Desmidiales; Closteriaceae.
GCGCUGGGGGACAAGGCGGGGGUGCUGCGGUGGUGGGACGUGGCGUCGGGGGCAGCGGGCACGCACGCGCUCAACCGAGGGGCCAUCCGACGGCUCAGAUUCGCCCCCACGCUCGUCAACUCCAGCAGCUGCGGUCGGAUCGCCGUCAUGUUCAACGACUAUAACUUUGCUCUCUUUGACCUGGACGAGGGUGAGUUUGUGGCGGGGGCGAUGGCCUCGGAGACAGCGGCCUCGCUGCAGGUGUUGGAGAUGGACUGGCUGCCGCUGCAGGGGCCGUGCGCUGUGGGGCCCUCUGCUGCGCGCCAGCUGCUGUGCGUGGCGGCGGCUGACGGCACCGUGCGCCUGCUCGACAUCGCCACCAACGCCCCCCUGAAGCAGCCGUUGUACCGCCUGCCUGCGUCACGCCUGGCGGUGUGGCACCGCUUCCGCCCCUCGCCGCUCUGCUCCGUCGCCCUCAUGCCCGCGCCCUGCGCUCUGGCCUUACGCCUGCUGCUGCACAUGGGCGUGCACCCGGCGUGGCUCGAGGCACCACUGCCCCCCGGUGCCCAGGGGGAGGGGGGCGAGGUGGGCGAGGCGGAGGAGGAGGCGGGUGAGGAGGGCAGGGCACGCGGCGACCUGCUGUCGUACCUGGUGCACCGCGGGCAGCUGCCGGGCGGUGUGGGCGACCCCGCCAUGGCUGAGGUGCUGCUCAAGGGGCUGCAGCCCAUGCGCUUGGCAGGGCGGCUGAUGGGGGUGGAGGCGGCGCGGGCGUACAGCAAGGUGUGUGGGGGCGGGGUGGCGGCGCGCUGUGCGUGUGUGGCGGCGCACUACGGGGACAUUCAGGAGGCGCACUUCUGGCUGCUGCUGCCACACGCGCUGCGCCUCCUCGCCCAGGGUUCAGCGGGGCCACACGCCUUCUGGCCGCCCGACACACCCGCCACCGAUGGCAGCACCACCACCGAUGACGCUGGCACUGGGGGCAGUGCUGGUGGUGGCACAACGGGCCCGGCUGGUGACGAGGCGGAGAGAGAAGCAGGGGGGGGUGGAGCGGGGGACGAUGAGCAGCGCAGUGCAGAGAGUGAUAAGGCUUCUGUGCACGAGCAAGGAGAGGAGAAGAAGCAGCAGCAGCAGCAGCAGCAGCAGCAGCAGCAGCAGCAGGAGCAGCAGUGGAAGAGAGGCCUUGCCCUUGACGCAGCAGCAGGGGCGGGCGGGGAGGGGUACGGGGAGGAGGCGGUGGGGGAGGAGGUGGAGGUGUGGGGGGACGAGAUGGGUGUGCGGCGCAUGGCACUGGAGCGCAUCCACUGGCACAGCCAGGUCACCGGCGCUGAUGCCGCCUCCAAGCGCGUGCACGAGUUCAUCAUGGUGGGCGAUCUGGAGGCGGCGGUGACGCUGCUGCUGGCGACGCCCUUCGACUCGCCCGCCUUCCACCGCGACGCCCUGCGAGCUGUGGCGCUUGCUACUGCCGUCUCGCCCUCCAUGCACCACCUGGCUGCCAAGGUGGUGGCGACCAACAUGGUGCUGGCGGGGGAGCCCCUCACAGCCGUGCACCUGCUCUGCUCCAUCGGCCAGUAUGCCGACGCCUGCACUCAGCUGCAAGCCAUUGGUCGAUGGGUGGAUGCAUCAACGCUCGCAGCUUGCCACCUGUCAGGCGCUGAUAGGGCCAAGGUGCUACAUCGAUGGGCGCAGCACACUCUGAAGAAUGAGCAUGACCUGUGGCGUGCGGUGACGCUGUUUGUGGCGGCGGGCAGUCUGACAGCAGCGCUGAGGGCGCUGAGGGAGGCCCACCAGCCGGACACGGCCAUGAUGCUGCUGCUCGCCUGCCACCACGCGCACGGCCGCCUCGCCCCACCGUCCCGCCGCCUCAGUGCCAGCACCACCGCACCCGUGGCGAUUGGGCGCCACCUGCCGGCCGUGCCCGCUGGAGAGGGGGAUGUGGGCGGGAAGCAGGGCGUGGGGGGCGAGGGUGGAAUGGCGGGGAGGGAGGGAGAGAGAGGAGUGGAGGAAAGGGAGGGACAGGAGGGAGGGGAGGGAUGGAAGGGGACGGAGGGAGAGGAGGGAGUGGAUGGGCCGCUGUGGCUACCGGGAGACUUGAGGACGCAUGGGGAGGAGGAGGUGCAGGUGGUGUGUGGGCUCUUCUCUCAGCACCAGCGCUGGCUUGCUCACCUCUGUGCCCCUCAUGGCUCCGACUGA